Cylindrotheca closterium is the source of this 1500-nucleotide messenger RNA. The record is from the annotation of a GenBank genome assembly. Lineage: Eukaryota; Bacillariophyta; Bacillariophyceae; Bacillariales; Bacillariaceae.
AUGAAGACUACAUCCGUCGUUGCUUUAUACCUAAGCAGCACAGUCAUCACGACCGUGAACGCGACAAAAAAUGUCGAUAGAGCUUUUCGAAUGGAAUUUUUGCAAAACAUGGAAGAAGCGACGAGACAGAAGAACCAAUUCUCCUACAUCAAUGCUAGAAAGCUAUUCACGGCAGCGACACCCAUGUCCGCGCCUGAAUUUAUGAAGCCCCGUAUUCUGGAUCAAGUCGAAGAAGAAGCUAGAGAUGACGCAGUUGAAGAUGACGGUGCUACCAAUGAUAUCGAUGGAGAUGAUGCCACGGGAGAUGAUGCAGCGGGUGAUGACGGUGAUCAGGAGGCAAACCAGAUUGUCUACUCAAUCAACCUGGAAAACUAUGCCCUCAAAUACAUUGGCUGUUCCAAUAUCCAUACUUAUAGCUCAGAGCUAGCAGAAGAUAACGCAGGGUCAGUUCUCGAGAUGAAUCGAUUCAUCACCCUCCGUCUCUGUCCGAAGGACGAGUGUUCCAACUACUACAAGCUCGGAUGCUCUUCUGGAUAUGGAGACUAUUUGAUCACCAUGGGAGAUUAUCUUGAAAUCAUGUCCGAGACAUAUUUCAAACAAUACGUCGAAUACUGUCAAACCUGUGAGGCUUGUCUAUACCCAGACUCAAAACAUAAUAAGACUGACAGCAACAAUGGGUACUAUGGCUGGAAUGAAUACGCAACGGAUGGUAAUUCAGGAGGUAACUGUCGAUACUCGGGGGUUUGUUCCAAAUAUCGGGCCGCAUGUAAGGAUUACAGUGAGCAAACAUACCACCUGGAAGAAUAUUUUGAAUGCAGCCCUGUGAGCAUGGGAGACUCGUAUGUCUAUUUGGGUCCCCAUUGUGGCAGCGAUGGAAAAUCACUCGGAAUCGGUGUGUAUUCAGAUGAAUACUGCAACGAAUAUACAAAAGAUCUGACGGAAAUCAGCAGCUACUUUGGCAUGGACAUUGAUGACGGCUACAUGAAGCCUUUUCACUCUAACAACUGCAUUUCUUGUGUUGCUUCUGAAGGCUAUGUUCUCGAUGCAAAUCAGGCUGGAGAUGGUAUCAACGAUGUUUGCUACGAUAUCUAUGGAGCUGCUGCCAAGUGCAACAAGUAUAUGGGCCUUGAUGAGGACGCUAAUUCUGAGGUACAGGAAGCCAACGAAGAAAGUGUUUGCACUUUCAUUCACAACGUCAUGACAAAUUCAUACGAUGAAUUUGGUGAAAUCUAUCUCGGUCGUGGUGGUAUAGGAUCGUACAUUCGCGCUGCAGCUACAGUGGACGGCAGUCAACGGCACGUUCUCGUAUUCUCAAUGCUCCUAGUAUCUGGUCUAGGGGCUUACGCCGCAUAUUUGCAUCGAAUGGUUUGCAGAAGCAAAUAUCCAUGGCUCCCCAGGCGCGGUUAUUCCACAGAUCCAAAAUCUGACCCAGCGAUGCUUGGAAGAGAUCACUCAGGGAUCCUUUCCGGAAGAUCCUUUGAGAAAGGUGCCUAUGCGUAG